UUAGCUGGGCCGAGCGGCCCAACCAGCACACACCUUCACUCUUUUCUUUGUUCGCUGUUGGCUGAAGCCUGAAGCUUUCUCGGUUAGGCUUGGCCGCCCUCUGAAUCUGAUACAAGUUACAACCUCUCUGUGUUCUCUUCUUGGUUGUCUCUCUCUCUGUUGUAAUAUAUUUAUAUAUGACCAUGUCAAUAAAUGGAGGAAUGGAGGUGAAGAAAGUGUUUAUAGGAGCAGGGUGCAACAGGGUUGUGAACAAUGUUUCAUGGGGAGCUUGUGAUUUGGUAGCCUUUGGUGCCCAAAACGCCGUUGCUAUAUUCUCCCCCAAGACUGCACAGAUUCUGACAACUCUACCGGGUCACAAAGCCUCUGUGAAUUGCACCCAAUGGCUUCCAAGUAACAAAUUUGCAUUUAAAGCUAAAGAGUUAGAGAAGCACUACCUUCUCUCUGGAGAUGCUGAUGGUGCCAUUAUUCUGUGGGAAUUUUCUCUUCUUGAAAGAAAGUGGAGGUAUGUGUUACAAGCACCACAAUCACACAAGAAGGGUGUCACAUGCAUUACUGGAAUUAUGGUUACUGAAACUGAGGCAAUUGUUGCCUCAACUUCUUCAGAUGGUAAAGUCCAUGUAUGGGAAGUGUUGUUCCCAUCUACUACUGGAGGUGAUUGUAAAUUGCAAUGUCUGGAAACUCUCUUUGUUGGUUCGAAACCUAUGGUGGCACUUUCAUUAGCAGAAUUGCCUGGAAAUACCGGUCAUUUAGUUCUAGCAAUGGGAGGAUUGGAUAACAAGAUUCAUCUUUACUGUGGGGAGAGGACAGGAAAGUUUCUUCGUGCUUGUGAAUUAAAAGGGCAUACGGAUUGGAUCCGAAGUCUGGACUUCUCAUUACCUAUAUGCACCAAUGGUGAACCAAAUAGUAUUCUACUUGUAAGUUCGUCUCAGGACAAAGGCAUACGCAUAUGGAAGAUGGCUCUAAGGAGUUCUCUUUGCAGCACUCAGAGUGCAUACAGGAAAGAAGAAAUGAGUCUUGCAUCUUAUAUUGAAGGCCCUGUGCUUGUAGCUGGUUCAUCCUCUUAUCAAAUAUCUUUGGAAUCUCUUCUAAUUGGACAUGAAGAUUGGGUAUAUUCAGUCGAGUGGCAACCCCCUUCAACUGAAUCUGUAGAAGGGAUUGGUUACUAUCAACCUCAAAGCAUCUUAUCUGCAUCUAUGGACAAGACAAUGAUGAUCUGGCAACCUGAAAAGAAUUCUGGUAUCUGGAUGAAUGUUGUCACUGUUGGAGAAUUAAGUCAUUGUGCUUUGGGGUUUUACGGUGGCCAUUGGAGCCCAAGUGGGGAUUCAAUUUUAGCACAUGGAUAUGGUGGAUCUUUCCAUGUCUGGAAAAAUGUUGGUGUGGACCUGGAUAAUUGGCAACCUCAAAAAGUUCCCUCUGGGCACUUUGCAGGAGUGACAGAUAUUGUGUGGGCAAGAUCUGGUGAAUACAUACUGUCAGUUAGCCAUGACCAGACAACUCGAAUAUAUGCUUCAUGGCAAAAUGAAGCUUCUCUUAGUGAUGGGGACUCUUGGCAUGAAAUUGCACGUCCCCAGGUUCAUGGUCAUGAUAUUAAUUGUGUGACCAUUGUCCAAGGAAAGGGGAACCAUCGAUUUGUCAGUGGAGCUGAUGAGAAAGUGGCCAGAGUUUUUGAAGCUACUUUGUCUUUUUUGAAGACAUUGAACCAUGCCACCUCACAGAAUAUUAGUUUACCUGAAGAUCUCCAAGCAGAUGUUCAGGUUUUGGGUGCAAAUAUGUCUGCUCUUGGGCUAUCACAGAAACCCAUCUAUGUUCAGGCCACGCAUGAUACCCUGGACCGAAAUGGGAAUGAGGGCCUUGACACCCUUGAAACUAUUCCUGAUGCUGUUCCAACUGUGUUGACUGAACCUCCAAUUGAAGAUCAACUGGCAUGGCAUACACUGUGGCCAGAAUCACACAAACUUUAUGGUCAUGGGAAUGAAUUGUUUUCUUUAUGCUGUGACCAUGAGGGGAAGCUUGUCGCUUCAUCAUGCAAGGCCCAAUCAGCAACAGCAGCCGAAAUUUGGCUAUGGCAAGUGGGUUCAUGGAAGGCAGUUGGUCAGUUGCAGUCUCAUAGCUUAACCGUGACACAGAUUGAGUUCUCUCAUGAUGACAGCAUGCUUUUGGCUGUUUCAAGGGAUCGCCAAUUCUCCGUUUUCACAAUCAAAAGAACAGGCACAGAUGAAAUCAGUUACCAGCUCCUAGCAAGGCAGGAGGCACACAAAAGAAUUAUCUGGUCAUGCUCUUGGAAUCCAUAUGGUCAUGAAUUUGCAACGGGUUCACGGGACAAAACAGUGAAGAUCUGGGCUGUUGAUAAGGGAUCUUCUGUUAAGCUGCUUCUGACUUUGCCACAAUUCAAUAGCAGCGUCACAGCAUUAUCUUGGGUUGGUCUUGGUCACCAGAAAAACGAUGGCUUCCUAGCAGUUGGAAUGGAAAGUGGACUCAUUGAACUUUGGAGUCUGUCUGUCAACAGAGCCGAUGAUGGCAGCGGUUCAGCAGCAGGUGUAGCUGUUGCUGUUGCAGUAAAACUUGAUCCCUUCAUGUGCCAUGUCUCUGCAGUAAACCGUUUAGCAUGGAAAGGCCCCAAGAAGAGUGAAAAUUGCAAGAACAUACAGCUUGCUUCUUGUGGUGCUGAUAAUUGUGUUAGGGUGUUUGAGGUAAAUGUUGAUUACGCGGAAAAUUAGUAUUUGUAUCUAUAUACAUAAUUUUGCUAAUCCCUAUUUUGAUGGCUGAUUAUAAUUACUUAAAUUCUUUCUAAUGGAAAUAUGCUUGUUCUA
Messenger RNA from Quercus robur (English oak), 2810 nucleotides. Its product is annotated as elongator complex protein 2. The transcript has 10 exons. Gene Ontology annotation, cellular component: elongator holoenzyme complex. Lineage: Eukaryota; Viridiplantae; Streptophyta; Magnoliopsida; Fagales; Fagaceae. The record is from RefSeq and is a predicted model, not a curated record. Gene Ontology annotation, molecular function: protein binding. The coding region runs from base 177 to 2717 and encodes 846 amino acids. Gene Ontology annotation, biological process: tRNA wobble uridine modification.